This is a messenger RNA of Eruca vesicaria subsp. sativa (arugula), 1638 nucleotides long. The record is from the annotation of a GenBank genome assembly. NCBI's taxonomy places the organism in Eukaryota, Viridiplantae, Streptophyta, Magnoliopsida, Brassicales, Brassicaceae.
ACCCUCUCCCUCGCUCAGCCCUUUUCACCUACUCCAGUCCCACCACCAUCGACGAUCUCUCUCUCCCGCCGGAAAACUUCUCUACUUUGUAGAUCUCCGACGAUUAAAACGUCCAAACUGAUCGUAUAACUAACGAAAAACUCAUGGCGUUUGAGAAGAUCAAGGUUGCAAACCCCAUCGUCGAGAUGGAUGGUGAUGAGAUGACCAGAGUUAUCUGGAAGUCCAUCAAGGAUAAGCUUAUUACUCCUUUCGUGGAGUUGGAUAUCAAGUACUUCGACCUUGGCCUUCCUCACCGUGAUGCUACUGAUGACAAAGUUACUAUUGAAAGUGCUGAAGCCACCAAGAAGUAUAAUGUGGCGAUCAAGUGUGCCACCAUCACUCCAGAUGAAGGACGUGUCACAGAAUUUGGCUUGAAGCAGAUGUGGAGAAGUCCAAAUGGGACCAUCAGGAAUAUUCUGAAUGGAACUGUAUUUAGAGAACCAAUUAUGUGCAAAAAUGUUCCCAAGCUUGUCCCAGGCUGGACAAAGCCCAUCUGCAUUGGAAGGCAUGCUUUUGGUGAUCAGUACCGUGCCACUGAUGCUGUAAUCAAGGGACCAGGGAAACUGACUAUGACUUUUGAGGGAAAAGAUGGCAAAACUGAAACUGAAGUCUUUACAUUUACUGGUGAAGGCGGUGUUGCUAUGGCCAUGUACAACACUGAUGAGUCCAUCCGUGCUUUUGCUGAGGCAUCGAUGAACACUGCUUAUGAGAAAAAGUGGCCACUUUAUCUUAGCACAAAGAACACCAUUCUUAAGAAAUACGAUGGCAGAUUCAAAGACAUCUUCCAGGAAGUGUAUGAAGCCAGCUGGAAGUCAAAGUAUGAGGCUGCUGGAAUAUGGUAUGAACAUCGUCUCAUUGAUGAUAUGGUGGCUUACGCUCUUAAGAGUGAGGGAGGCUAUGUCUGGGCAUGCAAGAACUACGAUGGUGAUGUCCAAAGUGACUUCCUGGCACAAGGGUUUGGGUCACUUGGAUUGAUGACAUCUGUUCUGGUCUGUCCUGAUGGAAAGACGAUUGAAGCAGAAGCAGCACAUGGAACUGUAACCCGUCAUUACAGGGUUCACCAGAAAGGUGGAGAGACCAGCACAAACAGCAUAGCCUCCAUCUUUGCUUGGACUCGUGGACUUGCACACAGGGCUAAGUUAGAUGACAACUCAAAACUGUUGGAGUUUACGGAGAAGCUAGAAGCUGCUUGUGUGGGUACGGUUGAGUCUGGGAAAAUGACAAAAGAUCUUGCACUCAUCAUUCACGGCUCAAAGCUCUCAAGGGACACGUACUUGAACACAGAGGAGUUCAUUGAUGCAGUUGCAGAUGAGCUUAAGACAAGACUCACGGCGUCAAAGCUUUAGAAGUUUUGAGUCUGUUCCUAUAAGUGUCUUAUCUGGUGGGGUUUGUGAGAGUGAUUGGGAUUGGAAGAAGGUAAUAAAAGAGGGGAUGUUUACUUAUUAAUGGGAAUAUUGAGAAGGAUUUGUUUCAUCUCCUAUAAUAUUUUCUGAACAUUGUAUCAUGCUUCCUUGUUUUUAAUUUGUCAUUGAUUUACGUGACUCUUUUCAUUGAUUCGAGUUUGAUAUUAUUCCUUAGUGUAUAGCCUAUAAAUUGCUC